UUCAAAUUAGUCGAGAAUUGUGGUACACCUCACUCAACACAAUCGGACAUCACAUCAAAUGUCGUGGGCGGGAGUGAUGCGGCACCGGGAGAGUUCCCGUGGCAAGUGGAUGAGUUGAUGUUGAAGCUACCUCUACUCUGUCCAAUUAUAACAUGGCUCUUAUGGGUGCUAACGGCUGCCCAUUGUGUCAAAGAUAUGCCCGACAAAGACAAAUACAAGAUUCGUUUGGGAGUUCAUAACCGCACUGCUCAUGAGGAAUCCGAAGUUGUUAUAAAGGCUCAAAAGUUAAUUCAACAUGAACACUACAAACCGAACAUCACACUCAAUGACAUCGCUUUAAUCAAAAUGAGUGAAACACUGGACUUCAAAGGAAAACACAAACAUUUGGCUCCUAUUUGUUUGCCAAACACUUCCACUAAAGCCACCGACAAGUGUGUGGCCACAGAGCAACGACAGCCGCAAAUACUACAAAAAGUGGCCGAACCUAUAGAUGAGGACAGUGUCUGUGCAACUAUUUAUUCACCGGUAUACAAUAGUACUGUAGAGUUAUGUGGUGGCAGUGGUAAGGGAAAAGGUGUCUGCACCGGUGAUUCCGGGGGACCACUGCAAUGUGUGGCCAGUGAUGGCAAGUGGUAUCAGUUUGACACAGCACCGGGAGAGUUCCCGUGGCAGGUCAUCAUUGCCUCGUCCAAUGCCACCACACCUGAUGCCAGAGACUUCUGCGGGGGAACCAUAAUCAACGAGAAUUGGAUCCUAACGGCUGCUCAUUGUGUCGAUUAUAUCAUAGAUGUGACCAAUUAUUACAUCCGUUUAGGUGUUCACAACCGGACAGCACAUGAGUCCACAGAAGUGGACAUCAAACUCAAAAAGCUGAUUAUAAACCCGGAUUGGGUGGGGCCUCCACUUUAUAAUAACGACAUCGCGUUAAUCAAAUUGAACACACAUAAGGCUAUAAUCCUGCAGAAAGUGAAUGAACCCAUAUUUGACUCCAAACGAUGUGCUGAAGUCUGGACCGAUAUAUACAACGAAACCACCGAAAUAUGCGCCGGAGGUACCAAAACUGGCGGAACGGGAGUCAUAUUUGGCGAUUCUGGUGGACCACUACUAUGUCAGUCCAGUGACAAUACGUGGUAUCAGUUAGGGGUGACAUCAUUUUGUCUUAUCCACUCGGCCACACCUAAUAUUCCGGACGGUUUCGCUAAAGUCUCACAUUUUCUUAGUUGGAUUGAAGACGUUAUUAAAAAUAAUUAA
This is a messenger RNA of Oppiella nova, 1251 nucleotides long. The record is from the annotation of a GenBank genome assembly. NCBI's taxonomy places the organism in Eukaryota, Metazoa, Arthropoda, Arachnida, Sarcoptiformes, Oppiidae.